Paramecium tetraurelia is the source of this 501-nucleotide messenger RNA. RefSeq lists its product as uncharacterized. The record is from RefSeq and is a predicted model, not a curated record. Lineage: Eukaryota; Ciliophora; Oligohymenophorea; Peniculida; Parameciidae. Gene Ontology annotation, molecular function: protein kinase binding. Gene Ontology annotation, biological process: regulation of cyclin-dependent protein serine/threonine kinase activity. The transcript has 2 exons.
AUGGAUGUAGAAUUUGUUGGAGGAAUGUAGGAAUUCCUAGAAGAUAGAAUCAUAUACUCUAUUGCCAGAGUUUUAGAUGAAAUCGUUAGAGAAACUGACAUAAUUGAGAGUCCUUAACAAACUGUAUUUCAUACAAACAAAAAACCUUCAAUAAGUCUGGCUAAGUACUUGGAGCGUAUUUAAAUGUACUCCUAUUGCAGCAAUGAAUGCUUCAUCUUGGCAUUAAUUUACAUAGACAGGAUCCAAGAAAAGAACCAAGAUGUAGUUAUCAAUAGUUUUUGUGUUCAUAGAUUUAUGCUAGCCUGCAUCAUUCUUAGCAUCAAAUAUAAUGAUGACGAUUACUACAAGAAUGACUACUAUGCCAGAGUUGGAGGAAUCACAAUCACCGAGUUAAACAAAUUAGAAGAAGAACUGCUAAUAAUGCUCGAUUACGAGCUGUAUGUUAGUUAAAAACAAUACUACUUUUACAAGGAUAAAUUGAUGAGAUACGCAGAACUAUGA